GUCGUCAUAUUCGCUGUAGCCCAACCGAUUAACGACAGAAGAACUGAUCCGCGUCUGUGGUGUUGUAGAUGUUGUUGCUUCGUGAAGCUUGUGGAGAGCGAUUGGGAGCAAGGUUCCUCCUCCACGCGUGAGGCUCAUCGAUUAUUCUCUACGCUCAACAUUCACAUAAUCGGCGACAGACAAAACAAGCAGAAAGAGCCAAUGUCAGUGAACGACAAGGCAAAUGCGCCUGGGCGACGGGCUCCUGGCCUGUAUGACUCGUUAGAAGCCGCCGUGGUUGCGAGCAAGGAUCCGGUCGCGUACUCGAGGGAACCAACGCAGUUGACCGAAGAGGACGAGAAGCAGAAGAUGCUGGCUGCAGCGCUCAAAUUUCAGCCUAUUCAUGCACGGUCUGGAAAAACAACCGCAGCACCAGCCGGCACCGUGAUCUCAAAACCGCCGACGCUGAUAAACCCGUCCGCGAUUCCGCGGCCACAUUCAAAAGUCACUAUUGAUUCAUUCACCGACAACAACAACAACAGAGCAGAAUCUGGGCAAGAGCAAAGUCGGCCGCGACGAACGGGAUACUACAAUCGCCGGAAAAAACAGCGGCUGGAAGAUGCAGAGAAAGGAAAGCUGGAUUGGGAGGAUACGUAUGAUCCCAUGCGUCCGAACCAGUAUGAGGAAUACAAGAAAAGCGAGGAGAAGUUCAUGGAGGAUGAGGAUUGGCGAAGUUAUCUACUUGAUUUGAAGGCGAGGAGAGAAGGAGCGGAUCAAGACCGACCAGAAGCAGAGUCGAGUCAAGAAGAGGAAGAAGAACAGCAACUGGAAGAGCGACGCAGCUUUGCUCCACCCACGACUUACGACGAUCCUGCAUCUGACAGCACAGGCGUCACAGUAUCUAAAGCUCCAGUCAUGUACCAACCACCAGAUCCCUCACCUCCUCCUCACUCACCACCCUCACCGCCCGGUCCCCGCCAAAAAUCCGCAAAGGAAACCUUUGCGCGACGGUUACUUUCGAAAUACGGCUGGACGCCGGGUACAGGUCUCGGCGCGUCCUCGACAGGAAUCACAAAGGCGCUGCGGUUCUCGGCGGAUAACAAAAAGGCAGGCCAUGGGAGGAUCGUGGAUAAGAACGAGAAACGGGAUGACGAGGGGAGGUUUGGCAAGAUGUCUAAAGUGGUCGUGUUGCGGGAAGUGGUCGAUGCCGAUGAGGCCGAUGAGGAGCUUGCGGGGGAGAUUGGUACCGAAUGCGAUGCAAAGUAUGGGACAGUCGAGCGGGUAUACGUCAACGAAGGCGGUGCUCCACGAGUCGACGUCUAUGUCAGGUUCACAAGCGAGCUUUCAGCAUUGCGAGCAGUGAAUGGACUCGAUGGCAGGCUAUUCUCAGGGACGAAUAUAGUCGCGCGAUUCUACGACGAAUACGAAUUCGAGCAAGGAAAACUACUAGGACCGACAGAUGACAAAAACAGUGGAUAGAUUGAAUGGAUAAAUAAUACACCAACAAAAAAGGAAAAGAACA
This is a messenger RNA of Myxozyma melibiosi, 1501 nucleotides long. RefSeq lists its product as uncharacterized. The transcript has 4 exons. The record is from RefSeq and is a predicted model, not a curated record. Gene Ontology annotation, molecular function: RNA binding. The coding region runs from base 202 to 1458 and encodes 418 amino acids. NCBI's taxonomy places the organism in Eukaryota, Fungi, Ascomycota, Lipomycetes, Lipomycetales, Lipomycetaceae. Gene Ontology annotation, biological process: mRNA cis splicing, via spliceosome. Gene Ontology annotation, cellular component: precatalytic spliceosome.